CACAGCGCGGAAUAAAAUUAUUAUAUUAUCUCAUGAUGCCAAACUUUUCAUUUUCAUUCUUCAAAAUUAUCACCCCCCUCAAUUAUACCAGCAGGCUGGUGGUGUCACCCAAAACGAAAAUUUGACCUUCUCUUCAAAGUUUUACACUCCUUUCCAUUUUUCAAAGAGGAAAUAAAAAUUCUCCAAAGAUGCCAACCUCAAUCCGAAGUACUUUCUUUAUCUUCGUCUUGGCCAGUACCUCUAUUCUUGCCACUCCCAUACAACCUAAACCGUCCACACUAGCUUCUGAGCUUUAUGGCCUAUCUUCCCAUCAAAUAAUGAACAUUGCCAAUGGUGCUGCCAAGUUUCAGGCUUCUAGUACAACGACCCGCGUUGCCAUAUCUACCGGAACAGCCAACCCGUGCUCUCCUGAAGUCCAGGCCCUCGCAUCCGGAAUCAAUUCAAAUAUUGCAGACCAGCGUAAGGAGCAGGCAGCCGUAAAAGCUGUGGGGAAAAUUCUUCAGCAAACACCCCUCAAUUCCUCAAUGUUUGACGCUGCAAAGUCCUCGCUUUUGAAGUUUGUUAAGAAAGGAAUUGCAAUUCGAGAAAACAACCAAAAGAUAGCUCCGACAGGAAAUGCGGCAAUACCUGGUUUGGCUACUGUCGCGACGGCGCAGCAGGAAGAGUUUAAUUUAACCAUGAGCUUGACGGCGAGCGAUGUCGCUAGAAGCAAUGCAACGGUCGCAAAAUUGAAGAAAGAUUUUGCAGGCGGGAUUGUGCAAAAUAUGAAGAAUUUGGCGUCGGCGACUAAAGGUUGCAAGAUGCCCAGCCCUACAGCAUAAUUUUGCGAAUGUAGAAGUGUUCGAGAGUAGUAUGGUGAUGCUGGGAUUUACAAGGGAUGAGUCUCCUUCAGGGAGAUACGCUAAUAAGCAUAUGUUGGACGCUGAUCGCUGUGAAAUUUAAUAGACGCAAUAUGUUUCCAUACGAGAAAUUUUAGAAUACAUGUGGCAACAU
This is a messenger RNA of Sclerotinia trifoliorum, 993 nucleotides long. NCBI's taxonomy places the organism in Eukaryota, Fungi, Ascomycota, Leotiomycetes, Helotiales, Sclerotiniaceae. The record is from the annotation of a GenBank genome assembly.